Messenger RNA from Trypanosoma cruzi, 740 nucleotides. RefSeq names its product trans-sialidase, putative. The annotation marks the transcript as partial. The record is from RefSeq and is a predicted model, not a curated record. The transcript has a single exon. NCBI's taxonomy places the organism in Eukaryota, Euglenozoa, Kinetoplastea, Trypanosomatida, Trypanosomatidae.
AUGCUCUCACGUGUUGCUGCAGUGAAGGCACCCCGCACACACCACCGUCGCCGCGUGACCGGAUCCAGCGGAAGGAGGAGGGAGGGAAGAGAGAGUGAGCCGCAGAGGCCCAACAUGUCCCGGCGUGUGUUUACUUUUGCGGUGCUGCACCUCUUCGUCGUGUUGGUGAUGUGCUGCCGUGGAGCUGCAUCCAGUGAGAUGGGAACGGCAGUUGUUGAGCCAACUUCUCCCAUGCCUUCAUCGAAAAUUCUCAUUGAUGGUGGGGGGAGCGUUUCAGAGAAGGAGCAACCGCUGCAAAGGGUCGAUCUAUUUGUGCCGAAUCAGACGCUGGUGCUGCCGAAAGGUGGAACUUCUCCAGAAACGACGAGGGAUUCAUUUGUUUCCCCAUCUCUCGUCAGUGCUGGUGGAGUGAUUGCUGCUUUUGCCGCAUGUCACAUGGAUUUUGAAAAGCCGACGGAUGCAUCACUUAAGCCCUCUUUUGGUGUUGUUGCGGUGUACGUGAACUCUGCGCGGAGUUGGCCCGCUCUUGUUGCUGAGGUCAAUAACAGUACAUGGAAAGCACACACCGUGCUUGGCACAGCGGAGGGAAAGGAGAGUUUGGGUGGCUUGUUCAACCCCACAACAACCACGAAGGGAAAUAAGGUUUUUCUUCUUGUGGGAAGCUCUGAUGCGCACAAAAAAGGUCUGGACUGGAAAUGGGACAGCCUGAAGCUGAAACUGGUUGUGGGUGAUGUCACGAA